Molecule: messenger RNA, 2143 nt
Organism: Cercospora beticola
Lineage: Eukaryota; Fungi; Ascomycota; Dothideomycetes; Mycosphaerellales; Mycosphaerellaceae
Gene: IRC3
Product: double-stranded DNA-dependent ATPase
Molecular function (GO): hydrolase activity; ATP binding; DNA binding
Source: RefSeq, a predicted model, not a curated record
AUGCGUAUCGCGCGGUGUACAGUUCGAAAUAUACAUCUAGGACUUCUAAGACGAACAUCGCCCGUUCCACGAUACAUCCUUCUCCAGUUCUCGCAAACGCCUCCUCACUCAACAAGAUGGGCUAGGCAUUUCGCGUCCUCAUCGCGAAGAUGGCAGACGCAACCGCAAAAGGUGCAGCUCCGGCCGUAUCAACAGGAGAGCAUCCAGUCUGUCCUGGAGUACAUUGCCAAAGGCGAAAAAAGGCUGGCAAUCUCGCUAGCCACAGGGAGUGGCAAGACGGUCAUCUUCAGUCACUUGAUAGCCCAAGUCCCGUCUCCCACCACUGAUGCGACGCAGACUCUCAUCCUUGCUCACAGGCGGGAGCUUGUCGAGCAAGCAGCGCGCCACUGCCAGAACUUAUACUCGGACAAGACAGUCGAGAUCGAAAUGGCGAAUAGACACGCCUCCGGUCUCGCGGAUAUUACUGUCGCGUCCGUUCAGAGUUUGACGCGAGGUGCAAGGUUAAUGAACUACGACCCGGAUCGGUUCAAACUCGUGUUGGUCGACGAGGCUCAUCACAUCGUGGCGUCCGGAUAUAUGGAUGUUCUUCGACAUUUUCGCCUCGCGGAUGCUGCUGAAUAUGGACCUGCUUGCCUUGUUGGAGUAUCGGCGACGCUCUCACGACACGAUGGAAUGCGGCUUGGCGCGGCGAUAGAUCACAUUGUCUACCACAAAGAUUAUCUGGAUAUGAUCGAGGAUCAAUGGCUGUCGAAUUUGCUUUUCACGACUGUCCAGUCUGAAGCCAAGCUCGAUAAUGUCAAGACGCAAUCACAUGGCGACUUUCAGACUGGAGCUCUUUCCAAGGCUGUCAACAAUGAUGUUACCAACUCUAUCACAGUCCGCGCGUGGAUGACCAAGGCAAAGGAUCGAAAGUCUACUCUCGUAUUCUGCGUGGACCUUGCGCACGUCGCAGCCUUGACAGCGACGUUUCGCGCACAUGGUAUAGAUGCUCGUUUCGUCACAAGCGACACGCCCACCAAAGUUCGGGACGAGCGGCUGGAAGCGUUCAAGAAUGGCGAGUUUCCCGUACUCUUGAACUGCGGCAUCUACACUGAAGGAACUGACAUCCAGAACAUUGACUGCAUCGUCCUCGCACGACCUACUCAAUCACGCAACUUGCUCAUGCAAAUGAUUGGACGAGGCCUGAGGUUACAUCCAGACAAGGAGAAUUGUCAUGUGAUUGACAUGGUAGCCUCACUGGAGACGGGCAUCGUAUCUUCACCAACCUUAUUCGGGUUGGAUUCGGAUGCACUACUGAACGAAGCUCAGGGCAAGGAUCUCAAAGCUGCUAAAGAGCGUCGGCAGAAGGAACGGGAACGCGAAGACCAGGCAGCGACGGCGACUGCCAAUAAUCAGUUGAUCGAGCUACAGGGCAAUGUCACGUUUACGGAUUAUGACAAUGUCAAUGACUUGAUUGACGACACUGCAGGAGAACGCCACGUUCGACAGCUCUCGAGAAAUGCUUGGGUGCAGAUCAGUGAUGAGAAGUAUAUCCUUUCGAACCAGGACGGAAGCUUCAUCAGGAUCCAACGAGGAGAUGGAGACGCAGAUGCGGACCACUUUGUCGUGACAUAUACCAGGAAAGUCGCAGGAUCCGAAGGCACUAAUAGCAAGAUCCUCGCUCGGCCAAGAAAUAUCGCAAAAGCCUCGACAUUUGAAGAUGCGGUUCGUGCGGCCGACACGUUUGUCAGCAAGAUCUUCCCGUUUGAGUUCAUUGCGCACUCUGCUCGAUGGAGGAGAGCGCCGGCAUCGAGUGGGCAGAUUGAUUUCUUGAACAAAUACCGCUCGAAGGACGAAAAGUUGGAAUAUGGUUCGAUCACGAAAGGGAGGGCUGGAGACCGGAUUACCAAGUUGAGGCAUGGUGCAAAGGGAAGCUUUAAUCGACAUGUUGCGCGGAAGAGGAGUGCCGUGAAGGUGCAGAAGAAGAAGGCGGCGUGGAAGGAGAGGCUUGACAAGAGUCAAGUAAGAGUUGGGAAGGUGAUCAAUUGACGGGUGUACGCUUUGUGCACGAUGUAAUGAUGUGCACACAGGGUAUCUUACGCGUACAGUGCGUUCAGUAAUCUUUCUGGUCGUCCAUCGGAACGAAUUCGAAGGACGCAGCGGC